ACAUUCCUUAUAGUGGAGAGGUUCAGCAUCACAGUAUUUUUUUUUCUCCAGUCUUGACAAGGAAACGGAUUCUCUUGGAGAGCCAACGUUCUGUCCUAACCUGUAUUGGAUUCCAGAUCCUCUUCUUUUUAGCUGGAUUCCCUCAUCUUGACUGUACAUUUCUGUGGAGGCAGACUCUUUAAGCAUGUGUCAAAUGGCAGCAUCCACAUCAGAUACUUCUUGGCUUCAAAAUUCAACUUUGUUAAUACAUAUGCUGAAAAACUGGACUGGUUUUGAAGAUCUGGAAGAAUAUGUGAGCUAUAUGCUUAACCCUUUGUGGAUAUUAGUGCUUCCCAUGUUGUUAUAUCACAUAUAUUGCUUGAUAUUUUUGGUAAACUGUUUUACCACAUUUGUUCUAUAUGUUUACAAGAAAAAACAUAACAUAAGCGGAGGCAUUUAUGAUCCAUUAUGGCAAAAACCAAAGCAAUGGAUUGGAUAUUUUGUGGACACACUUGGAAAGAUAUGGCAUGGUUAUGAGGUUAUUGGCAUGGAAAAUCUACCAAAAGGUCCAGGAAUUAUUGUCUAUUACCAUGGAGCUUUUGUUCUAGACUAUAUCUUUUUAGUAGCUAGACUGUAUGUACAGAAAGGAAGAUUCCUCCGUUCUGUGGUUCACCAUGGCAUGUAUCUACCAGUGUUUACAGGAGUAAAACUGAUCCUUGAUGUGGUGGGUUGUACACUUGGCACAAAAGCUAAUUGCGUUGAAAUGCUGAAGAAAGGCUAUCUUCUAGGAAUUGCACCUGGAGGACUUAGAGAAGGAAACUUUAGUGAUGAAUACUACAAUCUUGUAUGGGGUUCCGGCACAGGUUUUUCUCAGGUCGCUUUAGAUGCCAAAGUGCCCAUCAUCCCUAUGUUUACACAAAAUCUUCGUGAAGCAUACAGGACAGUUGGAAAAACAUGGCUGCUGAAAUGUCUAUAUGAACGAAUUAAGUUUCUAGUACUUCCAUUAUACGGAGGAUUUCCUGUCAAAUUGCGUACAUAUAUUGGAGAACCCAUACCAUAUGACCCAAAUCUAAGUGCAAAGGAACUGGCCGAAAAGGCCAAGAUUGCAAUUGAAAGUCUUCGUGAUAAAUACCAAAAAAGACCAGGAAAUAUAUUAAGAGCGUUAUCUGAACGUUUUGAUAAGCACCACAAGAAUAACUAGACUUUAUACCGUAUAUCUCAUAAAUGGGUUUUUCUAUGACACAUUCCUUUCUCUAAAUAGCUCUUGUAUGUUGCUGUUUUUAACGUAACAUUUUAAAAUAUCUAUUUUCCUUAGGCAUUUUAUAAAAUAGAAUACACAAUAGAAUAUUCUGCUAUAUGAUUUGUCUGAAUGUGUAUAUUUUAAAUAAAUGGUUGUGAAUUUCA
Anolis carolinensis (green anole) is the source of this 1383-nucleotide messenger RNA. RefSeq names its product monoacylglycerol/Diacylglycerol O-acyltransferase. Gene Ontology annotation, molecular function: acyltransferase activity. NCBI's taxonomy places the organism in Eukaryota, Metazoa, Chordata, Lepidosauria, Squamata, Anolidae. The transcript is spliced from 7 exons. The coding region runs from base 185 to 1180 and encodes 331 amino acids. The record is from RefSeq and is a predicted model, not a curated record.